AUGGCCGAGGUGGUCGAUCCCAUAUCAUGGCCUCCCAAGUCACCGAGGGAGGCCCUACUUGCUUCCCCGAGCGGCCGCAAACGAUACCUUGACUUACGAAGAGAGCGAGAAGCAAACGAACGGAAUUCCCCCCUCAAGCGCUCACGCACCACGCCAAACUUCUUUUCUCGUAAUUCCGCUCAAAAUGGCGACGACAACGAAGCUGCUGGCGAUGACAAUGACAUGGACGAGGAUGAGGAAACAUUGCGACUACAGCUAGCAGCAAUUGAAGCCAAGUUGAAAUUGAAAAGGCUACAGCAAGAGAAACGGUUGAACGCAACAAGCCCACGCGUAGAUGACAAACCUUUGCAAGGAAGUUUUACCUCGUCAUCUUCCUCGGCGCAACCCGCAAGUCGAAUACGAGCAAUGACAGAGAGGUUAACUGACCAAGGAGAUGGCAUUCAAGUCCCAUUAUCCCCUUCCAAACGACUGAUGCCUCAGGACUCGAUAUCUCCACGUCGGGCACUUAUUAAUUUCAAGAAGGCAAGCGAGGUAUCACUGAAACGGCCGUCCAGUGCCAGGCCAGUAACCGCUCAGUCAAAAGCAUCUAGCUUUCGUCCUGGGACCUCCUCUCGUUCCGAUUACCAUCAGGGAAGCCCGCCGGACAUCUGGUCUGCGGCUGCGGAUGACUUCAAGAAACCCAAGUCCUUUAGCGAGAGAAUCGCAGAAAGUAGGAACGCUGAUAGAGCCAAGCAACAACGAGCUGGACAAAUACAACGCAAUCGUAACUCUUCUUUUCAGAUCGAUAGCAAAGAGAUUGAAAAAUACAAGGAAGAGGCUGCAUCAAGACCACGACCAAGUCCUGAAAAGCAACGACCGGCGGAGACUUUUAGUCGUGAGGAGGUGCUUCAGUCGUAUGGGAGUCCUCAAUCGCGGAUGAAAAUGUCUACGACUACUCCAAGUCUAGUGGCGUCAGCAUCUGCCAUCGCAUCACGGCAGCCCAAUACUGCGGGACCUGGAACUGCUGGUCAGAAAACGUCCAAGGAGCCAGAUACUUCCAAACUGGAACCAUUCUCUGCUCUCAACCUCUCAAACCGAAUUCUCCCCCAGUCAUUUCUAAGCCGUACCCUUGAGAAUAAAACAGUUCUUCGAAUACCUCAGCUCUUGAAAUUAGUGAAGGCACCUGAGUUUGAGUUGCCGGACAAUAUCGAUGGGGACUACGUCGUCUUCGGCAUUGUGGCCUCAAAAUCAGACCCGAAGCAACACAAGGACUCUAAGAACUCAACCAAAGAAGUCGAUAUGUAUGACGAUGGUCUCAACAACACUGAAAAAUACAUGGUCAUUACCCUCACGGAUCUCAAAUGGACCAUUGAUCUUUUCCUAUUUGAUACUGCAUUCCCACGCUACUACAGACUCUCGGAGGGCACGCUAAUAGCUAUAUUGAAUCCAACAAUUCUACCUCCACCUCCAGGCAAAAUUGAUACUAACCGAUUCAGUCUCUGCCUUUCCUCUUCGGACGACACUGUUCUUGAAAUCGGCUCUGCUCAAGAUAUUGGAUACUGCAAAGCAGAACGCAAAGACGGAAAGAUCUGUCGAUCAUGGCUUGACUCGCGUAAAAGUGAGUUUUGUGACUUCCAUGUCGACGUGCAGAUCCGACGGACACAGGCAGCUAGAGCCGGCGUGAACGGUGGCACGGGGUUGUUUGCUCCUGGCGGCCGCAAUGCACCGCGCAUAGCAGAUUUCAGUGCCUCCAAGGGUCAGCGUGGUGGUCGUCGAGGACUCAAGCCCGAAGGUGGCAGGUACGAUUGGGCGACUCAGUCAACAUACUUUGUCGCCCCUGCACCCAAAUCUGCAUCCUCAUAUCAGGAUUCAUCCAUAUAUCCCCAUCUAGGCAGAGGUAGCUCGGCUGCAGCUCUCAUUGACGGCAUCCAAGACAAUCCUUUCUCGGACCAGGUUCGGAGCAAUGCGAACAAAGAAGAACGUGCACGGCGUCGACUGGUGGAGCAACAGCGGGAACGCGAAAUUGCAAAGAAACUGGGCUCUAAGGGUGGGAAUACGGGAUCGGAAUAUCUCCGAGUUGGGCUCGAACAAUCAACAUCAACGCCCUCCGCAAUACGUACAGCAACGAUAACGACAUCAGCAACAACUCCUGGGCCUUUAACUCUAGGAUCACAGAGAGCGGUAUCAAACAGUUUCAAAUUCCGCAAAGCCGAUGAAGUAAAUCUAGGUCCCAUGAAGAAACGGGCACGAGCACAAUCGGAUGAUAAAGUCUCGAACAACGGCGUGACUUCAUCGGUCAAGAAGACGCGAUUUAUCACUUCAAAGGGCAUUCGUGAAGCCGGCAGAGAUAGUUUGGGGGCGUCCACUAGUAGCGAGGCGAACAAGAGUAGGGCUUACAUGGAUAUGAAUAACGACGACGAUGACGAUGAUGAUGAGUUGGAAAUUAUCUGA
This is a messenger RNA of Talaromyces stipitatus ATCC 10500, 2430 nucleotides long. RefSeq names its product DNA replication protein, putative. Gene Ontology annotation, molecular function: DNA replication origin binding; single-stranded DNA binding. The transcript has 2 exons. Gene Ontology annotation, biological process: DNA replication; DNA replication initiation. The coding region runs from base 1 to 2430 and encodes 809 amino acids. Gene Ontology annotation, cellular component: replication fork protection complex; nucleus. The record is from RefSeq and is a predicted model, not a curated record. Lineage: Eukaryota; Fungi; Ascomycota; Eurotiomycetes; Eurotiales; Trichocomaceae.